Messenger RNA from Raphanus sativus (radish), 1619 nucleotides. Its product is annotated as F-box protein At1g47340. NCBI's taxonomy places the organism in Eukaryota, Viridiplantae, Streptophyta, Magnoliopsida, Brassicales, Brassicaceae. The coding region runs from base 78 to 1394 and encodes 438 amino acids. Gene Ontology annotation, molecular function: protein binding. The transcript has a single exon. The record is from RefSeq and is a predicted model, not a curated record.
GCCCUAAUCCAUUUUUAAUAUUUCUCCGCCGCUUUCCAUAAUAUUCUCAGACCCCUCUCUCUCUCUCUAAAACGACAAUGAUUUCAGGUUCUAUCCCUACUGAUCUCAUCACCGAGAUAUUGUUGAGGUUACCAGCAAAAUCCAUCGCUAGGUUUCGUUCCGUAUCGAAGCAAUGGGCAUCAAUAAUCGACCAUCCAAAGUUCAAACACUUGUACCUGACCAAGUCCUCCUCUCAUCCUCGUCUCAUAUUCGCCAUCGAGGAGAAAGGUCUCUGGAGCAUCUUCUCUUCACCUCAGCAUCUGAGUCCACACGACGACAAGGCUUCUUCAUCUUCAUCGUCUCUUGCCGCCGAGUUUCAUAUGAAGUUCCCUCCAGGCCGUAUGCGAAUCUUCCGUCGCGACGACCGACAAUUCGCGUGCGGCUACGCCUCCGGUUUGAUCUAUUUCUACGGUAUGUGUACCGGUUUCGAGCGCAAAGACGAAGUGCCUGUGGUAUGUAACCCUAAAACAGGACGUUACGAGACGAUGCCUUUUAUCUCACGGUACAGGAAGUCUUACAGCUUUUUCGGGUUCGAUCCUGUCGGGAAGCAGUACAAGGUGCUUCACAUGGCUUAUCCGUGCGGUCCCGACGACCACAGGGUUAUGACGCUAGGAGCUAGAGGAGCUAGAUGGAGAAAGGUCGACUGCUCGUUGAGACUUGAACAUAUGAGCGAAGGGGUGUGCAUUAACGGAGUUUUGUAUUGCUUGGGUGACACGUCUGAGUGUGAUGAGGAAAUGUUGGAGGAGAAGUCUAGGUUUGUGAUUGCUUGCUUUGAUGUUCGGUCUGAGAAGUUCAGUUUUCUUUAUCCCGAGAGCUUUUGCGAGUUGAUAAACUAUAACGGUAAGUUGGGUUUGGUUUACUACGACGAUCUCAGUGAUGAUGUGGUCGAGUUUCGGGUGUGGGUUCUUGAGGAUGCGGAGAAGCGGGAAUGGUCCAAGUACGCGUACGCUUUGAGGGGUGAUAAGCUUUUCCCGCGUUACGUUUCGGUGGUGGGAGUGAUUUCUACGGGUGAGAUUGUUUUGUCGAUGGCGGAUUAUACGUCCGGACAACCGUUUUAUGUUUUCUACUUCAAUCCUCAAGGGAAUACUAUUCGACGGUUUGAGAUGCAAGGCUUUGGAGAGUGCGAUGAACCACCGUCCAACAACAGUCCUCGUAGAGUCCGCGUCUUUGUAGACGAUUGUAGUAGUUUCUACAGAUUCGCUGACCACGUAGAGGAUCUUAGUGUUAAAGAUCUAGCGCUACUCAAGUCUAGCAUCUACGCUCCUUAUGUGUAUAACGAAGAAUCAGAAGAAGAAGAAGAACAAGUAGCGUGUGGUCACGGGCGUUAUUUCACUGGUAGAAAAAAGAGAGGAUGAGGCUGAGGAAGGAGAACGAGAAGGGAAAGAAGAGAGCAGGAGAGGAUAGUAGAGCCGAUCAUUGAAGUUCUGUGAAAGCAAUGGGCAUGUAAAUUUCUGCUUUUAUCUAUUAUUAUGCGUUUAACUAUUUUCAUAAAAUCAUGCUUUUCAUUUAGUAUUCCAUCUUUCGAAUUGUUUUAAUUUUGUUACUUUGCAAUCGUUAUAUGCAUUGUCAAGUUCAGAUAA